CGGUGUCAGCCCAAAAUUAAAAACUAAUAGAGGUUAUGUUGUAAGUGUAAUAAAAAUACAAAAUAAAAACUACAAUGGCACCUUUAAAUUUCAAUUUAAAAGAACUAGACGAUAAAACUGUAGACGGAAUUGUGAAAUUUGUGUCUAUGGUAAGAAGUGGGAAAUUGCACGGAUCAAAAAAUAUUGCAAUAGCAACAGUGGAUCUUCUAGAACAAAUUAUCAGUGAUGCUGAGAACACCAAUGCUCUGGCGCUGAUCAGCAGAGUGCGCGCGGCGGGCCGGCGACUGGCCACGGCGCUGCCCGCCGAGCUCUCCGCGCACAACAUGGUGCGCCGCGUGCUGCGCGCCGUGCGCGACGAGCAGCGCGCGCUCGCCGACCAGAGCGUGGAAGGCGCAGGGGAGUCCCUCCAGCGGCUGGUGCUGGCCACGCCGCGCCGGCGCGCCACGUUCGGCCCCUCCGCCGCCGCGCAGGACCUGCGCGAGCCCAUCCGCGACCACAUCGCAGAGUUGCGUGCGGAGCUGGACGCCAGCACGUCGUCGAUCUGUUCGCAAGCCAAGGAACACGUGCACGCGGACGAGCUGCUGCUGACGUACGGCGCCUCCGGCCUGGUGGAGAGGUUCCUGCGCGCCUCCGCCACCAAGCGCUUCCGGCUGCUGCUGGCUGAGGGCACCGAGCUCGCUGAGAGUCACGCGAUGGCCUCCCGCUUGGCCGCGGCGGGCGUGUCGGUCACUGUCAUCAGCAGCGCUGCCGUGGGCGCGCUCAUGCCUCGAGUCAACAAGGUGGUGGUCGGAGCCCUAGGCGCGCUGUCGGGGGGCGGAGCGCUGGCGGCGGCAGGGCUCCUGGCCGUGACCACGGCGGCCGCGCACAGGGCUGUCUCCGUGAUCGUCCUGUCGCCGCUGUACAAGCUGUCUCCCUUGCACGCGUGCGACCGCCAUUUCACCUCUCUCGCUCCCGCGCACAAGGCGUUGCCCUACAUGAGCUCGGAGAGCGCGGUGGCGAGCGUGGUGUGCCCGCAGUACGACCUGGUGCCGCCCGACCACAUCACCCUGUUCAUCACCAACCUCGGAGGCAGCUCCCCGUCCUACAUCUACCGCUUGCUGUCAGAACUGUACGACCCGAUAGACUAUCAGGAGCGGGUUAACGAGCCCGACGGUGCGGCGCGGAUCGAUAAGUCGUGGAAUGGCGCAGAGAUGAGCCAAGGGGGCUCAAGACGUCCCUACUCCCGCGGGGGCCCUCGCUGGCACCCGCGGUACAAAGAUUACUGGGACUACGAACAAAACUACAGCGAUGGCAGCAGCGCCGGCAGCCCCAAGGAGGCGUGCGUGGCCAACUCGCCGCCGCCCGCGCCCGCUAAGCGUCACCCGCACCACCACGAGCAGCGGCGGAUGAGUGUGGGCGGAGGCGCCGGAGGAUCGCGUCGCGCCGAGCGACGGACCGCCGGACCAUCUGAACGCCGGAGAACAGAGAUGCGCGUCAGCCCUGGCGCCGGAGCGGGACCCUCGGCGGAGUCGCCGCACCACCACCACGCGCCUCACCAUCAUCACAUGGACACGAACCCCCUGGAAGGCGCAGCUCCCAUGGUGGAGUCGGUGGUGAGCGGCGCGGGCUCGUCGGACGGAGAGCUGUCCAGCAAGCCCGGCGACAGCCCCACCAGGAAGCGCAGGCGGAUCUCCAGGCAUCUGUCGUCUGGAGAGAGCAACGUGUCUGUCACCGCCCCUCCCGUAGAAAGGCGGACGCCCAGACACCAUUACCAACCACCCCGUCGCAUGCGGUACGUGAGCGGCAACGGCGCGGGCGUGUGGCACGAGCGGCUGCUGGAGCCGCACCCGGCGCACCCGGCGCACGCGCCGCACCCGCACCCGGCGCACCCGGCGCACCUGCCGCACGCGCACCACACGCCGCUGCUGCUCGACAUCAACCAGAUGUCGCUGCGAGGUGCGCGGCUGAGUGCGCUAGGCGGCGGCGUGGGCUGGCCGCACCCGCACGCGCCGCACCCGCACGCGCCGCACCCGCACGCGGCGCACCCGCACCCGGCGCACCCGCACGCGCACCCGCACCCGCACCCGCACCAGCACCCGCACCGCGACCACCCGACGAGGACUCAGAUGGGCGGUGUGUAUGCGGCGGGUCUGCAGUACCACGGCAGCUUCCCGCCCCCUCCGCCGCCUAGGGGGCCCUUCGCGUCGCCCCCCCAUCCGCACACCCACUAUAUCACCAACUCGCAAAGAGCGGAGGGGGGUCGGCUGGAGAUGUUGGGCAGCGGGGAGGGGACGCUGUCUCCCCUGCAGGCUGCGCCAGAUCUACACCACGCGCCUCUGUUACUGGCGACGGAGGCGCGCGGCGGCCUGGAGCUGAUGGCGCCGCACCACGCCAGGCAUGCGCUGUCGCAUCACCAUCACCGUCGUAACGGCGGCGGCGUGGGCGUGGGCGGCGGCGUGGGCGUCAACGUGGGCGUGGGCGUGGUGGGCGCCGGCUCGCGCGCCGCGCGCCCCUACGUGCGCGCCGCGCCGCGGUGGGCGACGCACCCGCACGCGCACGCAGUGCACCACAUACACGCACAGGGCGGCGGCGGACUGGUGUCGGCGGCUCUGCCGGCUCAACUGCACGUGGCGUCGCCGCUGUCGCUGCCUCCCCCACCGCCCACAUAUCAGGUGUUCCUCAACCUACUGGCGAUGUUCCCGCUGUCGCCGUACGCGGAGGCGCGCGACGAGGCCGGCGAGUCUCCCGAGACCGAGAACUACGAGGCGCUGCUGUCGCUCGCGGAGAGGCUGGGCGAGGCCAAGCCGCGGGGCCUGGCGCGGCACGAGAUUGACCUCCUGCCCUCCUACAAGUACUCCGAGCAGACGCACCAGGGCGAGCAGACGUCGUGCGUGGUGUGCAUGUGCGAGUUCGAGGCGCGCCAGACGCUGCGCGUGCUGCCGUGCGCGCACGAGUUCCACGCCAAGUGCGUCGACAAGUGGCUCAGGUCGAAUCGAACGUGUCCCAUAUGCAGAGGGAACGCGUCCGAGUACUUUAACAAUUCCGAGUGACUCGCGGGGGACUGUCACCCUUGCGCCGUACACAAUAAGGGCGGUCGCUUGUGACGCGAUCCGCUGGCACGGGACUUGGCUUGUAUGUAUGGAACUGUACGACGUAGUGGACUGUAAAUCAUUAUUAGACCAUUCAAAUGGCC
This is a messenger RNA of Bicyclus anynana (squinting bush brown), 3172 nucleotides long. RefSeq lists its product as uncharacterized. NCBI's taxonomy places the organism in Eukaryota, Metazoa, Arthropoda, Insecta, Lepidoptera, Nymphalidae. Gene Ontology annotation, molecular function: guanyl-nucleotide exchange factor activity; translation initiation factor activity. Gene Ontology annotation, biological process: translational initiation. The record is from RefSeq and is a predicted model, not a curated record. Gene Ontology annotation, cellular component: eukaryotic translation initiation factor 2B complex. The transcript has 26 exons. Bases 75 to 3029 code for a protein of 984 amino acids.